Molecule: messenger RNA, 1517 nt
Organism: Heterocephalus glaber (naked mole-rat)
Lineage: Eukaryota; Metazoa; Chordata; Mammalia; Rodentia; Bathyergidae
Source: RefSeq, a predicted model, not a curated record
AUGAACUCCAGGAGGAAAGACCUGAUCACCUUACAGGAUCCUGACACCAAGUACCCGCUGCCUUUGAUUGAGAAAGAGCAAAUCAGCCACAACACCCUGAGGUUCCGCUUUGGGCUCCCCUCACUGGACCACGUCUUAGGGCUUCCUGUAGGGAACUAUGUCCACCUUUUGGCCAGGAUUAAUGGUGACUUGGUGAUCAGGGCCUACACACCUGUCUCCAGUGAUGAUGACUGAGGCUUUGUGGAUUUAAUUAUAAAGAUCUACUUCAAAAAUGUACACCCUAAAUAUCCUGAAGGGGGGAAGAUGACUCAGUACUUGGAGAACAUGAAAAUUGGAGAUACCAUCCUUUUUCGAGGGCCGACCGGGCAGCUGUUCUACCAAGGUCCAGGCUCCCGGACAAGAGCCGCAGAAGUUAGAGACAUCCUCGUGCUUCUAGGGAGACUUGCAAUCAAACCAUACAAAACGAGCCAGCCUGAAAACAAACUAGUCCGUCACCUGGGAAUGAUCACCGGAGGCACAGGCAUUACGCCUAUGCUGCAGCUCAUCCGCCACAUCACCAAGAACCCCAGCGACAGGACCAGAACGUCCCUCCUGUUCGCCAACCAGACCGAGGAGGACAUCUUGAUGAGAAAGGAGCUUGAAGAAAUUGCCAGGACUCACCUAGACCAGUUCAGCAUAUGGUACACCCUGGACAGGCCUCCUUCAGGCUGGAACUACGGCUCGGGCUUUGUUACUGCCCACAUGAUCAAGGAGCACCUCCCUCCACCGGGGGAGGCCAUUCUCAUCCUGGUGUGUGGCCCCCCACCCCUGAUCCAGACUGCCGCUCACCCCAGCCUGGAGCAGCUGGCUUACACUAAGGACAUGAUAUUCACCUACUGACACCUCCCAUGUUCUUUGCCAGCUUCCCAGGCCCCCACCCUCUGUUUCAGAGUCAGUUUGGCUUCACUAGGUUAAACUGGGAUGUUUGCCAAAGUGUCUCCUUAAGCCCCCUUGGGCAUGCACCCUGGGGCACCUCUCUUUUGGGUGUGGGCCUAAGAAGAAGGGUUCCAGGGACCAGGGAGAAUGGCUUCUGAGGCCCCAUGGCUUGAAGGCCAGAAAGAGCUCCAUUAUCGUACCUGUCUCCAUGGUUCAGUGAAAUAAAUUUAAGUUCUCAGUAGACAGCCCAGGAAGCAUGGCUCUGUGGGGCCCUGCUGGAGAUCAGGAGGCCACAACUACUGUGCUUGAUAACUGGCUUCCGGUAAAGGUUGGGGGUGAGAACACUGGCGAUGGUGCCAGAGCAGAAUCCAAAUGGGGUUGCAUCAACUCCCACUAAUCUCUCAUGAACCCCUCUCCAGGGAGGCCUGUGUUUAAGGUCAAAGCUACAACAGUCCUCAGGCACCCAGCAUGUGUGCUCUUCCUUCCUUUGUGGAACCCUUUGAAACAGAAACAGGCAGGUGGCUCUAAGGACUCCUUCCAGACUCCCUAUGAGUCUGGAGAUGGAAGUGUGGCGUGCUCUUUUCUCCAGCAAUCUCCUGGCU